Molecule: messenger RNA, 2057 nt
Organism: Juglans regia (Persian walnut)
Lineage: Eukaryota; Viridiplantae; Streptophyta; Magnoliopsida; Fagales; Juglandaceae
Product: 3-ketoacyl-CoA synthase 1-like
Exons: 1
Coding region: 313-1905 (530 amino acids)
Biological process (GO): fatty acid biosynthetic process
Cellular component (GO): membrane
Molecular function (GO): acyltransferase activity, transferring groups other than amino-acyl groups
Source: RefSeq, a predicted model, not a curated record
CAUUGAUUCAAGAGAAUAGAGUGAUAGACCAUCACCACAAGCUUUCAGUCAAUAUAUAUUAAAUUAUUCCAAGCAUAGCUGUCUUCCUUAUUCCAGCUCCUCAGUAUUCAUUUCAGGUUCAGAUCUCUCACGCAACAAACCGUACGUGUAGGGUUCUGCUUUCAAUUCAGCGUGUGUGUGUAUACGUGUAUAUGUGUAUAUAUAUAUAUCCUUUUUCUUUGGAGGGUUAAGAUAGCUCAGCUUCCCCCACCGACUUUGUUCAAGAACCCAAAAGAACAAGCAAAUUGUUCACUACUACUGAAAAUUUAGAUUAUGAAUAGCAUAGAGAUGGAUAACGAGAGACUAACUGCGGAAAUGGCGUUUAAAGACUCGUCCUCGGCUGUUAUCAAAAUCCGGCGACGUUUGCCGGAUUUCUUACAGUCCGUGAAGCUCAAGUACGUCAAAUUAGGCUAUGGGUACUCAUGCACCCCUGCCACUAUUCUGAUGUUCGUUAUGAUUUUGCCUCUGGCCUUUUCCUUAUUGCUUCAGGUCACUGGUUUAAAGCUGGACGGAGUUUCUGAGUUAUGGAUAAACCGGAGGGUUGUGUUCGAUGACCUCGUUAAUGCAGGCACGAAAUCGGCUGCUUCUGCUUUGUUUCUCAUCCUUUUUUGCAUCUAUCGAGCCAAGCGUUCCAAGCCCGUUUAUCUCGUAGACUUUGCAUGUUACAAGCCGGACAACGAACGGAAAGUGACCGGCGAUUUUUUCUUGAAGAUGAGUGAAGAUAGUGGAGCAUUCCAGGAGGAGAGUCUCCAGUUUCAGAGACGAAUAACGGUCAGGUCGGGUCUUGGCGACGAGACAUAUCUGCCAAAAGGAAUUACGUCCAGACCCCCAAAAUUAAGCAUGGAAGAGGCCCGAUCCGAGGCUGAGGCUGUCAUGUUCGGAGCAUUGGAUGCGCUUUUUGAAAAAACUGGCAUUAGAGCAAAAGACGUCGGAAUCCUUGUUGUUAACUGUAGCUUGUUCAAUCCAACCCCAUCUCUGUCCUCCAUGAUUGUCAACCAUUACAAGCUCCGAACCGACAUUAAGUCCUACAACCUUGGCGGCAUGGGUUGCAGUGCCGGCCUUAUUUCGAUCGACCUCGCAAAAGAUCUUCUUAAUGCAAACCCCAACACGUACGCCCUCGUUGUAAGCACCGAAAACAUCACUCUCAACUGGUACUUCGGCAACGACCGGUCGAUGUUGUUAAGUAACUGCAUCUUCCGCAUGGGGGGCGCGGCAGUGCUCUUAUCGAACAGGGCACAGGAUCGGGGCCGAUCUAAGUAUGAGCUCAUCCACACGGUUCGAACCCACAAAGGCGCAGACGACCAAAAUUACAACUGUGUCUACCAGAGAGAGGAUGAUAAAGGACUUGUCGGGGUUUCCCUCGCUCGAGAAUUAAUGGCGGUGGCCGGAGAAGCAUUGAAAACGAAUAUCACGACCCUGGGUCCUCUGGUUCUGCCAUUUUCCGAGCAAUUCAUCUUCUUCGUUACGCUGGUGAGGAAGAAGAUCCUGAAAGCGAAGGUAAAGCCAUACAUACCGAACUUCAAGCUGGCUUUCGAACAUUUCUGCAUACAUGCAGGCGGAAGAGGGGUGUUGGACGAGUUGGAGAAGAACUUGCAGCUGAGUGAGUGGCACUUAGAGCCGUCAAGGAUGACCCUGCACCGCUUCGGAAACACGUCGAGUAGCUCGUUGUGGUACGAGCUGGCUUAUACGGAGGCGAAGGGCCGUGUUUCAUCCGGUGAUCGAGUCUGGCAAAUUGCUUUCGGCUCGGGAUUCAAGUGUAACAGCGCAGUUUGGAGGGCGCUGAGGCCGAUUCCGGUGGGCGACAGCCGAGGUAACCCCUGGGUAGACUCCAUUGAUAUCUACCCGGUUAAGGUUCCUGUUGGGUAGGAUAUAUCACUGUACGUGUGGCGCAGCUCUGCGUGGAGGCCGAGGUACAGUACUCCAUGUGCCCAUGUGGGAGCUGCAAUAUGACUGUAUGUGUGGUUUUUUUUUUUUUUUUUUUCCUACCCUUAUAUUUGAGAAGAAUAUUGCUAUUUUAG